AUGUCCAACGAAAGUGACACUGGAGGUCAACCUGCUGCGACAACAACAAUAAGCACUAUCGCCGUGCAGGCUGGCGAUUCUCAGAUUAUUGUUACUGUGUUCAAGUGUGAGUCACUGGUGCAGCUGCAGUUGACUGAAGCCAAUCCCAACCUGCUGGAGAUCGGCAGCAACCAGGAUGAAACCAAGAAACUACUGCAUGAACACGAGCAGCUCCUGAUCAAACUCAAGAAACAUGAGGCAGGCGUGUGGGCCUUGCUGGAGGAGGCAGACAGGACGGCAGAGGAGAAGGAAGAUGAAGGGGAGGUGUAUGAGGCCAUGGCUGUCUCGCUGAGCGACGCCUGGAGAACCCUGAUCUCACUGCUAGAGAAGCGCCGGUCGCUGCUACACCUGGCCUCAGAGUUCUUCGACAGGGCUCUCGAGUUUGCUAUCAGAAUAGAUGAGGCAGAAGAGUUCCAGAGCAGAGAGCAGGAGCUGGCAGAUGCGGAGUGUCUGAAAGAACUGCUCAUGAAACACAGUGUUAUGAAGAGAGGCCUUCUGGAGAAGUCAAUGUUGGUUCUGAACAAGAGUCGUGGUCUUCUAGACUUCCUGAGAGAGUUCCAGACUGAGGAUGGUCUUCAGAGGAGUGAGGCAUUGAGAGGGGCUGACAGCAGCUAUGGCCGGGUGGAAAGUCUGAUGGAGAUACUGCAGGACAGGAGGAGACAGGUGGACCAACACAUGAAGCAGCAGCUCCUUGAUCUGGAAGUGAUCCUUAACAUCUACCAAUGGGAUCGCCAGGAACAGGAAGUAACCCACUGGUUCAAAAACAAAGCUGACUUGUACUUUGAAAAAGAUCAUUUGGGCUCAGCUCUCACAGAAAAUGAAGAGCUCCUUCAGGAAUACAAAGAGUUUGAAGAGAAAGCCAAGGACUGGAGUGUGUUGGUGGAGAAGCUGCUAGCCCAAGCUUCAGAGCUGCAAGUGGGGGAAGCAGAGGGCUGUGCUGAGGAUGAGACGGGCCAUGUCUCUGAGAGAAGUGUGGCUCUCAAAGCCUUGCACAAACACUUCUGGAACCUCAUGAUGGGCCGGCUGGCACAGCUACAGGAGAGCAAUUCCUUCUUCAGCAGCGCUAACACGGCUUUUGAGGUCCUGGGAACUGUUGAGAGUAAACUUAAGGGGUUGAAGACCCAGACACUAUGGUUGCCUGAGUUGGCCAAAAAGCACGAGGACCUGUUGCGAAGCAUCAAAGAGUCAGCCAACGACCCUCUUCAGAGAGGGCAGCUCAUACUACAGAAGGCCAAACCACAGAGUUCCCAAGUUGAAGGCGUGAAAAGGAUGCUGGGAUAUGUCAGAGACCGGGUUGAUGCUCUAAGUCAGGAGUGUCAUGCUCACCAAGCACUGGCAGCCAAGAGACAGCAGCUGGUGUCCCAAUGUGAAGACCUCAUAGACAAGAUCUCUGUGUGGCUAAAGAGCAGCAACGGUGUCCUCUCCAGCAACACUGAGCCAGGCUCCCUGCUCUCUCAGUCUGAAGACAUGCUCAACAAACACCUGGAACUCUCCUCACAGACACAGCAAACAGCCAGUGAGGCAGAGGCCAUGGCAGAGCUGCUAAAGGAACUGAGAACACUGGGGUGUCCUGAAGCUGCUGAGUUCUCCAACAAAGCAUCACUGCUAGAGGAGGAGCUGAAGACAGUCACCAGGAACAUCACAUCUCGCAUCGAGAAUAUCCAACCAUACGUGGAGGAACAGAUGCAGAGUCUACAUGAAAGCUAUAACAGGAAGCAAGAGGAGGAGGAGAACGAGGAGAGUUUAGUCACGUCUAAGGAGAUAGCUGACGCUAAGUGGCAGUCCAUGUUGGAACGCUUUCUCACCAUGCUGGACCUGGGAAACAACUACAUCAACUACUCAAACAUGGUGAGUGAGAACCUGAACCUGAAUGUGAGGGCAGCCAUCGGUGUGGUGGAGAAGAUCAUGGAGGAGCUGAACAAGAAGAAGGUGGAUCUGUCAGACCUCUGGACCUCCUGGCAGUUCCACGUCAGUCAGGUGAAGUCUGUCAAGAAACAGUGGAAGAAAUACAAAGAACAACUGAAAAAGACUGUUCAUGACCUAAAUAGUGUGGAGGAGGUUCUUGUCCCGACCUCUAAAGUAGAUCUGGGAAGUGAUCUUCAGACUGUGUCCAAGCUACUGGAGAACUUUAACCUAGCUAAGCCCCACUUCCUGCAGUUGAAUGCAGAGGUAGAAUACAUGGUGAAGACAUCAGAACUGUUGGCACUGAAAGGAAUUCCAAUAAAAGAGAAGAAUGAGAAAGUCACAGAGAUGCUUCACCUUCAUCAGAGAGUGAAAGAUAAAAUCAAAGAGUACGAGUCUGUCCUCAACAUGGCCGUGAAGUUCCACCAGCUCUAUGACGAGUUGGAUAAGCUGUCAAUGUUGGAGCCUGUGACGGGGUUCAGCGAGACAAGCCAGGCUAAGAUCCAGCUGAUCCAACAUCAGGACAGACAGAGUCACGUCAGACACCUGUACAAGCUGGCUAUCUCUCUGGGAGGAGAUAUCAGCAACACUGUACAACAGUUGCAUGACUCAGGUUUCUCUGUACAGCGUCUGCAGGAGCGUCUGGAGAGACUGGAGAGAAGCUGUGUUAACUGGAGUGCUGAGGCCAACAGGUCUGAAGAGAGCCUCACUAGCAACGUGUACUACUGUGUCUUCAAGGAGGAGAUCACUGAGCUGAGAAAGUCAUUCAAGGACCUCAAGAAGAAAUUCAACAACUUGAAGUUCAAUUAUAUGAAGAAAAACGACAAGUCAUGGAACCUGAAAGCAGUGAAAAACCAAAUCCAGCAGAUAGAGAUUUAUGUUGAAAAGUUACAGAUAUUGCAGAAACGGAUGCAGGUAUUUACAGUCAAAGUGACUUCCAGCACAGAGAAGCAUCUAAUAGGCAGUAGCCCCAGAGAGAUAGAGGAUGCUGUGAAUGAGCUACAGAGACAGCUGGGGGACUUUGACAAGACUGUGGAGGAGUACAAGCAGAAUCUGGACAUGAGCGUAAAGCUGCAGCAAGCCAUGGAUGAGUAUAACUUCUGGUGUGAUGAAGCAAGUGCUACAAUUGUGAGAGUAGGGAAGUACUCUUCCCAGUGUAAGACCAGGGAAGCAGUGUCUAUUCUAUACAAGCAGUUUGAGAAGUUUGUUUGGCCCACUGUGCCCCAGCAAGAGGAGAGGAUCAGCCAAAUCACAGAACUGGCUGUCCGUCUGCAUGGUGCUGAGGAGGGAAAUAAGUAUACGGAGAAAACUGUCACCAGACACAAUGAGAUAGUGGAAUCGAUAAAGGAACUAUCUAAUGGAUUGAUGGAUUUGGAGGCUAAACUACAGACUGAGGCUUUGAAGCAUGAGCCUGAAAUAAAAGAAUUGGAUAAUGACAUACAAGAGGAAAACAAACAAGAGAAAAAAUCUAACCAAGAAAUAGAGAAAGCUGAGAUGUACCCCCAGGAGUCUCUUGAUGUGAGGGACAGGAAAGUCCAUGCGCUCAACCAGGCAGGGAUCAAGUCUCUGGUCACCCCUCCUCCUACUAUUCCUCCUCCUCCUGCCUUCGCUUCGGCUCCCAGCUUCUCUGAUAUACAGAGAGAGUUCCAGAAGAAGGAGAGACAGGGCCCUGCUCAGAGGAAUUUCCCUGGGUUUCAUACUUCUAAUACUGAUCAGGGUGAGCCUUUCCCCCAAGAUGCAUCACUCCUGCUGCCGCCCGCAGGUGGUCUGACGGAGGGGAACCUUCAGCGGCAUAACCUCAUGACAGAAGAGUCCCUGUCCAACGACGAAUAUGAGUGCACUUCCCCCGACGACAUCUCCCUGCCCCCGCUUUCCGAGACCCCAGAGUCCAACAUCGUCCUAUCAGAGAAUGACCUGGACCUGGAUGGUUUCUGUCUCAGCUCCCAGUCCCACACCAUUCACAUCAACCAGUACAGCCACCAGUUCCACUCCACACAUAAUGAUUACAGCAACAGCCAGAGCCAACAGAGGAUCAGAGAGCAGACUGUAAGCUGUCCCUCUCCUACAGUCGGCCUCAACACCAAGUUCAGAGCAGAGUCCUCUUCUUUCGUCCACAGCCCCCUGACUGUCCCAGCACCAAGCCUGGUCUCAAACACACUCUCCAAUAUUCUGAAAAGCAGGGGCAUCCCCAACCUUCCAAACUCCAACCUCCCAAAUCUCCCACCGGUCGGCCCCCUAGGCCUAAACGAGUGCCACCAGACCGUGUAUUCCGUGCAUGAGAGCUCUGUCACAGAGAUGCAGGAGAAUGUGCAUGACCCUAGCACCAUGAUGGUUCGAGGAGCUGCCUUCCCCGCUGCUGCUGCCGCUAGCACUCUUAACACGCAUGCUACCCCCUCCCCAUUAACCACCACAGCAGUCACACUCACAGACCAGGGCCAAGACCCAGACCUCUGCAAUCCCACAGCCAUCAGAGAAGAGAUCAGGCUGCCUGGUACCAGCCGGUCCAUUGGGAGCACCCUAGCAGGCCAGGGCCCUCCUCACUUCUCCAAAGUACUGUCUAGUCCCACAGUUAUGGAGAGGUCGCCUGUGACCCUGGAAGUGGAGGUCACUGGAUUUCCAGAGCCUACUUUGACAUGGUUCAAGAAUGGAGAGAAAUUGACCAAUGAUGAGCACAUAGAACUGUCCCAAAAAGAAGGCAAACAUGCAUUGUUUAUACAGAAAGUCACUGAGGCCGACGCAGGUCUCUAUGUGUGCCGGGCCGUCAACUCAAGUGGCACCCUGUCCUCUAGCGCCGCCCUUCAGGUGAAUGCAGGUAACAACAGAUGUCCCGAUCCCAACUGCCCUCUUCUCAAGCUGAACUGGCACACUUGUUUUGUCACUCUGUGUUUUCUCCUGUAUCUCCUGUACCUACUGCUAUUAUGAAGAAAGAAACAAAUAUAUUAAGCUUUUUACUGCCAGUACCUUUUCCACUCUCACUAUAAUGGGAAGUAGUGUUGACUUUGAACAGUAGUACACUGGAUAACCCUAACUUCAACUGUAUGGAUGCAUGCAGUGUCACCUCCAAACCUGGACACCACCACCACCCUAUUACACCCAAAACCACCUGUGUGUAUGAAUGUCGGGUUAAUUUAUUUUGUAGAUUUGUAUUUAAUCUCUGCAUAAAAGUAUUAUCUCAAUUAAUUUAUAUCUCAACUAAAGUCGGUAUCUCCUUCGUAUACUUUUGUCUAGAAAGUCAGUGCAUUGAGUCUGUGCCUCCAUGACUAAAAUGGUUUGCAAUUACAGAAUCAAGGUAUUAAUUUACUAAUAAAAUGCUAA
This is a messenger RNA of Salvelinus namaycush (lake trout), 5256 nucleotides long. RefSeq names its product coiled-coil domain-containing protein 141-like. The transcript has 25 exons. The coding region runs from base 1 to 4863 and encodes 1620 amino acids. The record is from RefSeq and is a predicted model, not a curated record. Lineage: Eukaryota; Metazoa; Chordata; Actinopteri; Salmoniformes; Salmonidae.